Messenger RNA from Homarus americanus (American lobster), 459 nucleotides. RefSeq lists its product as uncharacterized. The record is from RefSeq and is a predicted model, not a curated record. The coding region runs from base 1 to 459 and encodes 152 amino acids. NCBI's taxonomy places the organism in Eukaryota, Metazoa, Arthropoda, Malacostraca, Decapoda, Nephropidae. The transcript has a single exon.
AUGGGGCAACAGCAAGGCGAGGUAGCAGUAUUACAGGACGGGGCAGGGCUACGGCGGGGCAAGAUGGGGCAACAGCAAGGCGAGGUAGUAAUAUUACGGACAGGGCGGGGCAGCGGCAGGACAAAUGGGGCAACAGCAAGGCGAGGUAGUAGUAUUACGGGACGGGGCGGGGCUACGGCGGAAGAUGGGGCAGCAAGGCGAGGUAGUAGUAUUACAGGACGGGGCGGGGCAGCAGGCGGGGACAAGAUGGGGCAACAGCAAGGCGAGGUAGUAGUAUUACGGGACGGGGCGGGGCAGCGGCGGGACAAGAUGGGGCAACAGCAAGGCGAGGUAGUAGUAUUCAGGACGGGGCAGGCAGCGGCGGGGCAAGAUGGGGCAACAGCAAGGCGAGGUAGUAGUAUUAUGGGACGGGGCGGGGCAGCGGCGGGGGCAAGAUGGGGCAACAGCAAGAUGAGGUAG